Messenger RNA from Sipha flava (yellow sugarcane aphid), 502 nucleotides. RefSeq lists its product as uncharacterized. Bases 32 to 445 code for a protein of 137 amino acids. The record is from RefSeq and is a predicted model, not a curated record. The transcript has 3 exons. Lineage: Eukaryota; Metazoa; Arthropoda; Insecta; Hemiptera; Aphididae.
UAGAAAAUAUGGGCAUUCGCAACUGGACGCCAUGGCAAUCACGGACGCAAGAACAAAGUUAUACCUAAUAGGAGUCGCCUAUUUUGUACAGCUUGUCAAUGGUGAUACAAGAAUAUCACGAGCCGAUAUCAGUGCAGUUUUGGGUGAAAACGAAGAUCCUAAUUUUUGGCCUUCAAGGGGUCGAAGAAAUGGCCCUGAACCUAAAUUUAAACAAUACUUAGAAAAAAAAUACAAUAUGAAUUCUCUACAUGGAAAUUUAGAAAAGCCACUUUAUGUCGAAGAACCAAUGUGGUUAACAAUUGAUAGAAGAGCUGACGGAGAUGAUGACUAUUUUUGGGUAACUAGAGGUCGAAGAGGAAGUAGUUGGAAGCAACCUACAGGAAUAAAACUACCAACAAAAUCAAAUUAUGGUUAUAGAGACGAGUCUGAUAACAAAAUUCAGUAAAAACUUGUUGUUUCUAAAUUACAAUAAAUCAUGUAGUAUUUAUAAUUUCUAUAGUUA